AUGAAUCUCCCCGCCGCCCCCUUCGCCAAGUUCCAGCCCCUCGUCAACUCUCCCUCCGCCACCUCCCUCCCCACCACCCCCGCCACCCCCUACGACCUCUCUACCCCAUCCGCCUCCACCCUCGUCGACGGCAGACAUGACUACUUUCAGGACAGGGCUGAGCCCCCAGCAGCAGGGCCCGUCGAGAUAUCACGGUGGAGAUUCUGGGCCGUCUUUGGAAGCUUGUGCAUCGUCGUCUUCUUGUUCGCCCUCGACCAACUUAUUGUCGCUACUGCAUUGCCCAAGAUCACUGCCGAGUUUGACGCCCUCUCUCAGAUGUCUUGGAUCUCUUCCGGCUACUUCCUCACCCUUCUCUCAUUCAACCUCCUUUACUCGCAAUUCAUGAACAUCUUUCCCUCCAAGCACGUCAUGAUCUUUGCCAUCCUCGGCUUCAACGCCGGCUCUCUCGUCUGCGGCCUGGCGCCCAAUAUGACUGUCCUCAUCAUCGGAAGGGUCAUCAGCGGAGCGGGUGCGGCGGGACUGUUUGGAAGUGGGAUGGUCAUCAUUGCCGAGCUUACUCCUCUUCACUCGAGGGGGCAGUACUUUUCGGGCUUUGGUAUCUGCUUUGCCAUCGCCAGUGUCGUCGGGCCUUUGCUUGGCGGGACGUUCUCUGACCACGUCACUUGGAGAUGGUGCUUUUACAUCAACCUUCCCCUCGGCGCCGUCACCAUCGUCUCCAUCCUCCUCUUCCAACCCUCCACUCCCCCUCUCGGCCUCACCGAUACGUACACCGGCUACUCCUGGAACAUGCUCAAGCAGGUGCUCCUGUGCGACUGGGUCGGUGUCUGUCUUUCAACAGCAUGGGGAACGUGCUUUAUCUUGGCCGCCCAGUGGGCUGGAGUGAGCAAGCAUUGGAACAACUACAGCGUCAUCAUCUGCUGGGUGGGCACCGGGGUACUCCCCUUUGUGUUUUGCUUGUAUGAGUGGUUCAUGAAGGACAAGGGCUACUUUAGAAUCAGGUUGCUGAGUAGAAGGACCAUUGGUGGAGCUGCUAUUUUGGGAUUCUUCACCUUUGGCCUCUACAUGAUUCUCGUCUUCUACCUGUCCCUCACAUUCCAAUCCGUUCACCGAAUCUCUGCUACCGGCGCGGGCAUCCGCCUGCUCCCCCUUAUCGGCGCCCUCGUAGUCUUCCUGGUCAUCUCUGCGCUCCUCAUCUCCCGCUUUAGCCGAUACAAGGCCGUUAUCUGCGCCGGGCCGGUUUUGCUCAUUGUCGCGUCGGUCCUCUUCUCCACUAUUGACUCGGAUACGUCCCUGGCGAAGCUGUAUGGAUAUCAAGUGAUCCUCGGGGCCGGAUUGGGCUGCUGUAUGCAGAACAUCAUGCUGGCGGUGCAGAAUGAGCUGAGGCACGAGCCGGCAGUGCUGUCGAUGGGUACCGGCCUGGCCGUCUUUGUCGGCUUUGCGGGCCGUAUCCUCGGCCUGAACGUCGCCCAGUCCGUCUUUGAAAACAUGCUCCAACGCAACCUCCGCUCCCAAAUUCCGACCAUCUCUUCAGAACUCAUCGCAUCCAUCAUGAAUGACGCCGGAUCCGUGUGGACCGUUGUGCCCGACCAGCUGAGGCCCGAUGUGCUGAAAGCAUGGUGCAAGACUGCUAGCCAGGUCUUUAUGAUUUGCAUCCCACUGGCAGUCUUGGCGCUUGUGGGAGGACUUUGGAUGAAAAAUUCGAGGAUGGCGACAAAGGAGGAGGAGGAAGAGGAGAAGCACGUCGGGUACGGGCUCGGGGGCGGAGGUGGAAACGGGAGUGGAAGUGUAAAGUAUGCGGAGAGCACGAUCAGCAAGGCGAACCAUGACUGGGAGGUGGGCACAUGGGCGAGCUCGGACAAGCCGGUCGUCGUUGUGGAUGGACCGAGGGGUAUCCUCGUGAGCGGUCUGAAGAACCAAGCAGAGUAG
This is a messenger RNA of Cryptococcus wingfieldii CBS 7118, 1926 nucleotides long. RefSeq lists its product as hypothetical. Gene Ontology annotation, biological process: transmembrane transport. The coding region runs from base 1 to 1926 and encodes 641 amino acids. The transcript is spliced from 8 exons. NCBI's taxonomy places the organism in Eukaryota, Fungi, Basidiomycota, Tremellomycetes, Tremellales, Cryptococcaceae. Gene Ontology annotation, molecular function: transmembrane transporter activity. The record is from RefSeq and is a predicted model, not a curated record.